CAACCAACUACACGACCCACUUACCGCAGGAAUUAGGGUGUAAUUGAGGAUGGAAGCAUCAUCUCGUUUCGUACCAGAGCAUAGACGGUUAGCAUUUAAAGGCAAAGGAACCUUUCAGGCGGACGAGCUGCGUCGCCGUCGCGAAAACCAGCAAGUUGAGAUUCGUAAGCAAAAAAGAGAGGAAAACCUGAACAAAAGACGCAAUUUAGUGGAAACAUUAGAUACCGCAAACGAUGAAAGCUCCAGUAGUCUACAGGAAGCCGCUGCUGCCAUUGAUGCAGGUUUGCGAACCCAAUUGCCUGAAAUGCUUGAAGCGUUGUAUUCUGACAACAUUGAUGCUCAAAUUGGAUCAGUCUCGAAGUUCAGAAAGUUUUUGAGCAAGGAAAACAAUCCCCCUAUUCAAAAGGUUAUCGAUGCCGGUGUCGUUCCUCGAUUCGUCGAGUUUCUUUCCCAUGAAAAUCCGUUACUGAAGUUCGAAGCUGCUUGGGCAUUAACAAAUAUUGCUAGUGGCAACUCUGAUCAAACACAGGUUGUUGUGAGAGCUAAUGCUGUUCCUAUUUUCGUUUCUCUUUUAUCCUCUGAAGAAAAAGAUGUUCGCGAACAAGCCGUUUGGGCUUUGGGCAACAUCGCUGGUGAUUCGCCGAUGUGUCGUGACCAUGUGCUUCAGUGCGGUGUACUUGAGCCUUUGCUCGCCAUUAUCGGUUCAAGUAAGCGCCUUAGCAUGCUCCGUAAUGCCACUUGGACUCUCUCGAACCUGUGUCGUGGAAAAAACCCCCAACCUGAUUGGAGUGUAAUCUCUACUGCAAUUCCAGUGCUUUCAAAACUUAUUUAUUCUCUUGAUGAUGAUGUCUUGGUAAAUGCUUUGUGGGCCAUUUCCUACUUGACGGAUGGUACGAAUGAAAAAAUUCAGGCUAUUAUCGACGCCGGUAUUCCUCGCCGACUGGUAGAACUUCUAAUGCAUCCAAACACCCAAGUGCAAACACCUGCCUUGCGUUCUGUGGGCAACAUUGUCACUGGUGAUGAUGUCCAGACUCAGGUCAUCAUUAACAAUGGUGCUUUACGUGCUCUGCUCUCCUUGCUUAGCAGCCCCCGUGAUGGUAUUCGCAAAGAGGCUUGCUGGACCAUCAGCAACAUCACUGCCGGCAACCCUCAACAAAUCCAAUAUGUUAUUGAUGCAAACAUUAUUCCUUCCCUUGUUAAUUUACUUGCUAAUGCAGACUUUAAAAUUCAAAAAGAGGCUUGCUGGGCGAUUUCCAACGCUACGUCUGCUGGUGCUCACCGUCCUGAUCAAAUCCGUUACCUCGUCAACCAAGGCGUUAUCAAGCCUCUGUGCAACAUGCUGGCUUGCCAAGACAAUAAGAUUAUUCAGGUUGCGCUGGAUGGUUUGGAAAACAUUCUGCGGGUGGGUGAAGCUGAGCGCGCAUCCAACCCAGAUAAUAUCAAUAUGUACGCUGUGCUUGUUGAGGACGCUGGCGGCAUGGAUACAAUCCAUGAUCUUCAAAAUUCUGCCAACAAUGAUAUCUACCAAAAGUCCUACAACAUCAUCGAGAGAUACUUUGGUGAAGAGGAAGCCGUUGAGGAGGAGCUCGCACCUGAUGCAACUGCCCAAGGGUUCACCUUUGGAAGUACUUCGACACAAAUGCCUGCUGGAGGUUUCCAAUUUGAUUCUACGAAUAUGGAAGAUAUGAAUUUGUAAAAGCCACGGUUUUGAUGUUGUUUAAUUUACAUAAUAGUGCUAGGUAGGUUAAGAAAUCUAAAUGACUUAGAGUAUACGGUGACUCAAUGUACGAACAAUUACUUCAAUAAAUGGUCCUUUGUAAAUAAUAAGCUGCGUAUAUAAUCAAUAGAUGUUGUUAACCGUACCUCUG
Molecule: messenger RNA, 1868 nt
Organism: Schizosaccharomyces japonicus yFS275
Lineage: Eukaryota; Fungi; Ascomycota; Schizosaccharomycetes; Schizosaccharomycetales; Schizosaccharomycetaceae
Product: karyopherin Cut15
Exons: 1
Coding region: 50-1696 (548 amino acids)
Biological process (GO): proteasome localization; NLS-bearing protein import into nucleus; protein targeting to membrane
Cellular component (GO): NLS-dependent protein nuclear import complex; nuclear envelope; nuclear periphery
Molecular function (GO): nuclear import signal receptor activity; disordered domain specific binding; protein-containing complex binding
Source: RefSeq, a predicted model, not a curated record